AUGGAGCAUCAGGGCGCAGGUUUCGCCUUUGACACGACGAACAUGGACUUCAGCAACAUGUUCGCGACGCCACAACAACAGACGUUUACGCCAGCGGAUAAUACUUCUGGCUUCUUCUUCGCUGACGAGGGUAUCGAUACUACCGCAUCAUCUUUCAUUGAUCCGACUAUAUUCGACAACACCCCUCAGCAGAGCACAUUUAACAUGCAACAUAGUCUUACCUUGGAUGACACCUCGGCGACCCCAGCAUGGAAUACGCAGCUCACUCCUGAUAUGCAACUCCAACAUAUCGCGAAAUCAUUCCCACCUACACCACUACAAUCUUUUGAUACCAUGCCAACGCAGUUCAAUACGCUUGGAAAGCGCCCACUCCAGCUUGAUGUGCACGACUACCCUCAGUCGAAGCGUCACGCAAGCUUUGAUUUCCCCUUGUUCCCCACACCCCCUGCGACAACCACGUCUAGCUGGAGCCUGGACCCUAUCCCCUCCGUGGUAGCAGAUGGGCUUCCAGAUGAGGCAGCUGAUGUCUGCGCGACAUGGUUCAACAAAUACAAUGUACUGCCAAGUGACAGGCAUAUCGACUCUUUAAGCCAGCUCACUGGUGAGCCAGCAGAUGCCAUCCGAAGCUGGUUCAGUCAGCUCCUAAAGCAGGGUAUGGGUGGCGGCCAGAGUGAUUCAGCCUACAAGUCCCAGACAGCACUCAUCCAACAAGAACAACAACAGAAGCAGCAUGAAUCCUUUUGGGAUGACCACACAUACCAGACAGAGCUUCCAGGAGCAUACAAUGUCUACGGAAGCGUUGCACAGCCAGCGCUUGGGGAGACGUCUUCUCCCGGCUCGUCACCCACUCGUGACAACACCACCGUCACCAUACCAGUAGUCUCCACGCGAGGUAGCAAGAAGCGGUGCUGCCCUACCGAAGACCUUGAGUUGCUUGGUAGGGAUCCUAGGAAAAUCUACCAGUGUACCAGGAAGUGCGGCAAACGGUAUGGCCGCAAGAACGACUGGAAGCGCAAUGAAGAGGAAGGCUACCCAUGUAAAUCCUGGGUUUGCAGCCUGUGUACGAUUGAGGGGGUUGAGAAUGUCAAGCCAUGUUAUCGAAAGUACCACUUUGUCCAGCAUUUCCGAAACAUCCACCCCGAGAUGAACCCUGAAGACUUCGACGAUGCCAGUAUAGUGAUCUCCGAAACCGAAUUCCCUCGUAGAUGCGGAUUUUGCCGACAUCGCUUCGAAUCCAGACAAGAACGUAUAGAUCACAUCGCCGAUCACUUCAAACAGGGCAAGUGCAUGCUUGACUGGCGGGAUGAGGAAGACAACGACAGUAACGAUUCUGCGGACGAUGACAAUGACGACGGCCCAAGCGAUGACGGCUUCGGUGGCAAACCUUCUCCUCAACCACCAUUCGAUCCACGUGGUGGUAGUGGCUCCAAAUACUCUGGCAGCGGUGGCAGCGGUAGCGGUUCUACAGGCCCACCAUCCUGCGGCGGAUUCUUCCAAUUCCAGCUCUCACAACUUGGUGAGAGCCAGUCGGAUUGUGCGGACCAACAUAUCAAACCCACUAUACUUUCGCCGAACAUCUCUCAGUCAUCGACCUCACUACAUGAAUCGAACAAGUCGGGCUCGCGCAGUGUGUCAACUGUUGCGGGCUCCCUGCGAGACGGCCGCAUCAGAGCAGAGGAAGAUGACGAGAGCGCUCUGGCCGGAGAUGAUGUCGCCCAACCCAUAAAGAAGGAGCUUCCGAUCUCAUCCAUGGAUGAUAGGACAGACAGUGUUUUGUUGGAGCAUCCUCACUGGAAGCACUCUAGAGCCGACAUAGCUGCUAGUACUGGGCGUUCGUCAUCAGCAUCUCCUGCCCACAUAGUAAAUGGAGAAGUCAUGACUCCUGACAUAUCGCUCGACACGGGUACGACGAUCGCCAUACAAGACAACUUGUUGCAGAGAGCAACGGGUAUUGGACGACCUCCUCUGUCAUCCACGAUGUCUCUCGCUGCCACCGGAGAUCAAGAACGCACGACACACGACGAAUCCCUGGACAAGUAUACAACGACAUCCACGCAGAACAUUUUGACGGUUGGACACUCCAGAGGAACGAUACAAGCUAGGAACGCGACCUUCCUUAGUGUCAAGCUGCUUGGCUCAGGAGGCUUCAGUACAGUCGACGAAGUCGUGCAUCAACAAACGGGAUUACACGUCAGUCGCAAGACACUCAAGAAUCGUAACCAGACAGUGAUCGAGGAGCUCAAGAAGGAAGUAAGCGUUCUUCAGAAGUUACGCCACCCUCAUAUCAUUCGCAUCAUCGGGACCUACUCACGGGGCGACAAGAUGUCCAUGUUGCUCUCACCCGUUGCCGAUACAACACUUGCAGUAUGGCUCGAGCGAUCAGCGGCGCAAAAGCCUGCCAAUCUUUCAGAGACUAUUGUCAGAAUGUUUGGCUGUCUCGCAUCGUCAGUAAGACAUCUUCACGAGCAGCAAGUUAGGCAUAUGGACAUCAAGCCUCAGAACAUCUUGAUCGUCGAAGGUGACCAAGAGUUCCCUCACGUAAUACUCAGCGACUUCGGUGUCAGCUCCUCAGAAGAGAUGAGUGACGACCAACACAAGCCGCUAACACGCCAAUACAUCGCACCUGAGGUAUCCUUGGGCAUUUCCCGCAAGAAGGCUGCUGAUAUCUGGAGUCUUGGUUGUGUCUUCGCGGAGAUGGCAUCCGUUCCGUUUAGUCAAGACAACAUGGGAUGGUUAGCCUUCCGCAAGGCUUUUAGUGGUCGUACUGGCAAGCACUAUUGGCAGGAUGUAUCUGGUAUACAAGACCAGCUCGCCGGGUUCCUUGCCGAGGCAAAGACCACGACAGAGCAUACAGUGAUCUGCACGCUUCAGAGCAUGCUGAAUGCUGAUCCAGAUGCACGACCAGAUGCAGGAGCGUUGACUAUGAUCUUCACUCCGGCACCAUGCUGUCUCAACUGGCCCAACGACAAGGCGACGUUCCCGGGCCCACAAGAAGAGCUUGAUGGAGUAGACAUGCUCAGUCACCAAGGCGACAUCGAUACCUACGACCAUCCCCACCUUCACGGAACGAACGCCACAGAAUCAAAAGCCAGCCUUGCGAAUGCAAAGACUUGGCUAAGCGAAUGUUCAUGCACGCACGAAGCUUGUCGCCACAUGGUCACACGCGAUGCUGGCUCCCUACCCACACGUCUGAUCGAGAUCCUUUCGAAUGGCCAAGAUGGCACAGUCCGCGCGAAGGUUGUUCAGACUGACAGUAUCGAAUCCACUGCCGACAAGACAGAGUACGUGGCAUUGAGUCACGUCUGGAGUCACAUACAGCCACUACUCUCGAGCGAUACACUAUCGAGCAUGCAAACUGAAUUGCCACUACAAAAACUUCCGAUUGCGAUCGCAAAGGCAAUUGCGGCAGUGCAUGACUUGGGCUAUAAAUAUUGUUGGCUAGAUUCACUCUGUGUCGUACAAGACUCGGAAGAAGACAAGGAACGCGAAUGCAUAAGCAUGGCGUCUACCUUCCGCAAUGCGACACUGACAGUCGUACUUGACCAUUCGGAAGACCCGGACCACAACUUCAACGAUGAAGCUGUUGUCGAAGGCAUGAGCAACAAGACCCAUCUUGCGUCCUUACUCGGGUCAAGUACAAGCCAGAGUCCGACGUCAGGUCGACUACCUGCUUCUGCUCUGCUACCAGCUGGCAUCCUGAAUACGCCAAACUUUGGUUGGGAUACACGUGCGUGGGCGCUACAAGACCGCCUCCUCAGUCGACGCUUCCUCCAUUUGGGCGAACAGUUGUACUGGGAGUGCAACACCCUCAAGGCAUCCGAAACUUUCCCUCGCGGUCUCUCAGCACUCGUCUGGGAGAAGAUUCAUACUGAAUCUAGCAAAGACAUGCAACCUGCCCUGAUGGCCACUGCUAAGAAUGACAAGAGCAAAUGUCGUAACGAUGCCCAGCUCAUGCUGAACAUUGACCCCGUCUCGAUCUCGAUCACGACGCCAGGAAAGAUAUGCUACGACAAGGAUUACCUAGAUAUCCGGGAAGCCCACACUUCCGACGCUGUCUGCGCUAGAUCUUUUGGGAGUACAACGGAACCGCAACGCACACUUCCGUCGGCGAGUCGUUUACGCGACUGCCAAUGGCUGAGGAAACAAGGUGAUGAUAUCGGACAAGGGACAGAAGCCGUACAAGCUACGUUGAAAGUCAACUCGACCCAAAUGUCCGAUCCAAAAGGCGACUUUUAUCCUCCCUGUCGGAGGAGUGGAAGUCGUAGACUCAACAAAGCUUGUUUCCAGUCAAAGACACUUCCUGGACGGAACCCAGGCGGCGGCAAUGGCAACGAUGAAGGAGUGGAAGGAAAUCUCAUCGAGAGGUAUCGGAGUGACGCAAAUGCAAAUGGGAAUGGGAUGGACUAG
This is a messenger RNA of Alternaria arborescens, 4407 nucleotides long. RefSeq lists its product as hypothetical. Gene Ontology annotation, biological process: protein phosphorylation. NCBI's taxonomy places the organism in Eukaryota, Fungi, Ascomycota, Dothideomycetes, Pleosporales, Pleosporaceae. Gene Ontology annotation, molecular function: ATP binding; protein kinase activity. The record is from RefSeq and is a predicted model, not a curated record. The coding region runs from base 1 to 4407 and encodes 1468 amino acids. The transcript has 2 exons.